GCACUUGACGUUUGUUGGCGUUUGGCUCGGUGCCGUCUGUCGAAAAGUUGACGUCGCCGUGGGAGGUUGUGCGAGCGUUCUCUGUGUGAAUUGUCGCCUCCUUGCUCGCAAUCCAAUCUCGAGUUCAGUUGCAAACCAGCGUUUCCGCGAUUUUCUUUCUCCCGUGCCCGCCGUAACGAGUUGCCACAGUGAAAAUUCGCCAAUUCAAGAUCGCCAGAACGUUCGCGAGCUCGUCCAAGGAAACAGAGUCGCGCUAUCCGCGAGUGAUGUAAUUCCGCCUGGGAUAUUUGCGUUGCACAGGAAAAGUCUCCGGAAGGUUGGAAAAACUGAGGAAAAACGUCGCCGCCAGUGCCGUCGCGCUGAUUUGACUCGCAACCGAGCGGAAAACGCCGAGAAAAGCCUCAGAGUCCAGGUCGGCAGAAGCGUCAAUUUGACAGUUGCGUUUGCUUGGAUUUUUGGUGUUUUGCCGAAUUUUGCGUUCAAGUUCAUUUGCCGCAAUUUCGUGUGCGUCACCGCGAAACAAGUUGUCCUCCGGGCGAGCGGUGGAUUUGCAAGAGGCGGUAAAGUGCAACGGGCAGUUGGCCAGUCGCGCGGAAAGCAGAGCAGAUUGGAAAAGUCGGGAAAGUGCAGUGUCAGGUGAAGUGUGAAGAGUUGUCGGGAGUGUGUGCCGUGUGCGCUUCGAGAAAAACCCAUCAUCGAUCCGUGUCAAGCCACCGGAAGCAGCGAGGUGGGAAUUUCGCAGUCGCCGAUCCAUUGAAUAUAAUGAACCGGACUGGUUGAAUCAUCGACACCGAACGACUUCUACCCUAAAAUGUGAAGGCAACGUUUCUGCCUUACGACAAAACAUAAGCAGUAACAACCGAAAACUGUAUAAAACCUUGCAACAAGGAUAAAAAUUAAAAAAGUCAAACAGAUAAAAAGUCCCAAAAUGCCAACUGUAAUUGUCGACAGAAUUCCUUUGCCCAAUCUUAAGAUCUACACGACAAUCAGUGUACUUCUUCUGAGCGGAUGCCUCUACUAUUCAGUUCGAGCCACAAGUGAUCCCUAUUGGCGUUUGCAUACGAACUCCUCGACAGUAACCACGUCAAGUUUCCUAUCGCAGGCCGAAGGUAUAUUAAGAACUGAUGAAAAUGGAAAAUCAGUGAUGACAGGAAUCGAUGGACUGGAGUCGAAAAUGCAGAGAAUGCAAAAAGAGAUUGGGGAGCUAACGGAGCGUAUUCAUCCGGCCGAACUGCUAUAUUUGGAACUGAUAGAUGGCCAUGCUAAAAAUGAAACGAGAACGCUUGGGAGACAUCUCAAAGAUAUCGCUACGUUCAUGUCACAGGAGCCAAUAUGUGUUUGGACCCUCAUCAACAUGGCAUAUUGUUGUCUAAUUCUAGUCGGCAAAUCAAUACAAAAGAUAGUUUUUGGAGAUCUCAGAAUUUCAGAGCAACAGCACUUAAAAGACAAAUUUUGGAGUUUUGUAUUUUAUAAAUUCAUCUUUAUUUUUGGUGUAAUUAAUGUACAAUUUAUGCAUGAGGUCAUUUUGUGGAUUGCGUGGUUUUCCAUUUUGGGAUUUCUACAUUUACUAUCACAACUAUGCAAGGAUAGAUUUGAAUACCUUUCAUUUUCACCGACAACACCGAGCUGGUCACAUCUUCGGUUAGUCAGUUUGCUGGUGUCAAUCCUGUCCUUGUCCGGUGUGAUGCUCAUCAUUGCUAUUUGCAUUGGACUCUUCGCCGGCUUCAACACGUUUUUCUUCAUGUCAGCAGAGUGUAUUCUUCUGGCGUUAAAAACAUCUCAUGUCUUAGUCAGAUACGCAAUGUUUCUGUAUGAUAUGCGUCAAGGUGGAAUGGCAAGUGAUGUUGUCUCAUGGGAUAAGCGUGGACCAUAUGCCUACUACACAGAACUUGUAUUUGAUGUUGCCGAACUCGUUGUUGAUUUCAGCCACCACUUGCACAUGUUGAUUUGGAGUAACAUAUUCCUAUCCAUGGCAAACUUGAUUGUAAUAAUGCAACUUCGAUACCUUGCGAACGACAUUCAGAGGAAAUUCAAAAAGCAUCGCAACUAUCUCUGGGUGCAAAAUCAUAUGGAAAAGAGCUAUCCACUAGCAAGUCAAGACGAUCUUUCAGAAAACUGUGAUAACUGUGCCAUUUGCUGGGAGAAAAUGGAAACAGCAAGAAAACUUCCAUGCGGACACUUGUUCCAUAAUUCGUGUCUUCAGUCUUGGCUGGAACAAGAUACUAGUUGUCCUACAUGCAGGUUAGGGCUGAGUGUACAAAAUACAGCAAUUCAACGUGAUGUAAUUGACCGAAUAGACGAACCUGAAACGAAUGUACGUGGAAAUAACCACUUUUUCCAGUUCAAUGGAUCACGAUAUGUUUCAUGGCUUCCCAAUUUCUCCGUGGAAGUAACAAAUAUAAACACAGUUCUUCGACCUGAGCCAAUUCCCACGACCACACAUACCUCACAAAUCCGCAAUAUGGCACGACAAGUACAGGAAAUGUUUCCACGCUAUCCACUUUCAGUUAUAAUUGCCGAUUUACAAUUAUCCCGUUCAAUUGAGAUUACAAUUCACAACAUUUUGGAGGGUCGUCUCAACAUACCAGCGAGAUUACAAGAAUUCCAGGAGGAUGACUUUCAAGAAAUGGCCAACGCACCAAGUACAAGUAAUGGGAAUAAUGUAAAUGAUCGAGACAGUGCCUCAUCUUCAUAUGGGGCGAAUUCAGCAAAUGAAUACUAUGCAAGUCCUGAUUUCAAUAGUAUGCAGGAUACAAAUAGCUCGAGCUCAGUUGAGAGUGGCUACGAAAUCGAGAGAAAUUCCAAUAUUUUUGGAAACCAAAACGACUUAUUAAGGGAUGAUAGUUUCGAAGACAUCCCAUUAGGCGAUCGAUUCUCAAAAAGUUCUUCAGAAAGAGAAAAGAUCUUGCAACGAAGGAAAGAGAUACUUUUGUCACAAGCUCGAAAAAGAUAUAUGGAAAAGAACAAAUCAGAACUGAACAUACCCCCAGCCAGCGAAGUUGUCCGGCAUCGUAGCAAAACCAGCAUGCAACUCACGCCCGAAUAAAAAAAUUCUCCCUACCUCACACUUCACCACUCACCGAUCCCAGUUUGGAUAUGAAUCAAGCUACAUGAUUACGCUAAAGGACAUGAUCAUCUACACAAAAACAAACAUUCAACAAAAAUGUCAUUGCAUCGUCAAACUUUCAUCGUUUAUUUUUUGUUUUGUGUUUUAAUUCCUAAGAAAUAUUAAAAUGCAUGCUUCACAUCAAGCAGAAUAGAAGAGGACGACAAAGAAGAUGAAAAUAAUAAAUCCUAGCGAAUUACUCUUUAACUUUGUGUCAACUGUUUGUACAUUAUAUUAUGAGCUGUUGAAAUUAACUUUUUACUCAUAUCAUUGUCGAAACAACAAUCACAAUCUAUGAAAUUUUCGUGAAAAGAUACUUUACGAUAAGUGGUUAUCAUAUAAAUUACAUGAAUCAAGAAGACAGGAGAGUCUAGUGCGUGUCCUUGAUCUGAUGAAUAGUUUUUAGUGCUUUUAAUUUUAUCGAAUUAAUAUUAUUUUUCUGUCCGUUAUAUGUAUUUUUGUUUUGUUUGUUAAGAAAAGACUGCAGUUUAUAGAUGAAGACAUAUACAUGAUACAUACACAUUAUACUGUAAAAUUACGAUGUUAUACUAGUUUUCCUUUUGCUAUUAGUUCGCUUCUUGCUAUACGAUUUCUUUCUAAUAAUGUAAUUCUGCUCUUCUUCUCUACUUUCUUUUGAAUUUACCAAAUCGAAGCUGUAGAAAGGAAGCCGUCGAAGUUGUGUGCCUGUGAAUAUUAUCGCAUCAAAAUUAAUUUAAUAAUAUUUGAUAAUAAUGAAUUUAUAGUGUUCCUAAAUAAUAUUACGUUAAAUUAUACGAUUAAUGCCUUGUAUGAAAGUUA
This is a messenger RNA of Hermetia illucens (black soldier fly), 3904 nucleotides long. RefSeq names its product E3 ubiquitin-protein ligase AMFR-like. Gene Ontology annotation, cellular component: cytosol; ubiquitin ligase complex; endoplasmic reticulum. NCBI's taxonomy places the organism in Eukaryota, Metazoa, Arthropoda, Insecta, Diptera, Stratiomyidae. Gene Ontology annotation, biological process: endoplasmic reticulum unfolded protein response; ubiquitin-dependent protein catabolic process; protein K48-linked ubiquitination. Bases 929 to 3046 code for a protein of 705 amino acids. The transcript is spliced from 12 exons. The record is from RefSeq and is a predicted model, not a curated record. Gene Ontology annotation, molecular function: ubiquitin protein ligase activity; ubiquitin binding.